GAACAGGUGAACAAUUUCAUGGAGAAUGGCUUUGUAGUCAUCAAGCAAGGCUUCACGAAGGAGAAGGCAGCUGAAUGGACCGAGACAAUCUGGGUGCGGCUCGGCCUCGAUCCCACUAACAAGGAUACCUGGGACCGAGAGCGGAUCCACAUGCCUUGGCACAAACGCGAGGACAUCGCGACUUUCGCGCCCAAGGCCUGGGGUGCUAUGCUUGACCUCCUUGGCGGAGAAGAGAGGAUUUCGACCAAUAGUGGCUGGUGGGGCGACUCGUUCAUCGUGAACCUAGGCUCAGACGAGCUUGAGAAGCAGGCGGUCUCUCGCCAUCCAAAGGACCUUGACAAUUGGCAUGUUGACGGUGACUUCUUCGUACAUUUCCUUGAUUCGCCAGAGCAGGGUCUGCUCGUCAUUCCCCUCUUCACGGACAUCAAGCCUCGAGGUGGCGGAACCUACAUCGCCCCCGACGGUAUCGACAUCAUCGCCAAGUACCUUAACGAGCACCCAGAAGGCGUGUACCCAAGGAAGAUGUGUUUCGUCCCGACAACAUCGACAGCCGAGAAACACGAGGACGACCCGCAUUUCUGGUCGCACCUGCAGGAGAUCAAGCGGUGCAACAAGUUCGUCGAGGUCACCGGCGAAAUCGGCGACGUCGUCCUCCUGCACCCGCUGAUGCUGCACUCAGCAUCGAAGAACCACUUGCGCAUUCCGCGCGUGAUCACGAACCCGCCCGUGGCGCUCAAGGAGCCGUUCAACUUUAACCGCGAGAAUCCGGACGAUUUUAGCUUAGUAGAGAAGAAGACGCUGAAAGCAUUGGGCGUCGACAGGCUCGACUUCAAGAUCCAGACCGAACGGCGCCAAGUUGUGCCGGAGAGAGUACGGAUUCAGCAGAAGAUGAUGGAGGAUGAGAAAAAGAGGCUUGCUGAGCGAGAGCGUUUGCAGUCGGAGUCGCCUGGGCUAGCGCCUGGCGCACCGAUGGUUGCUGUCGCUUGA
Molecule: messenger RNA, 987 nt
Organism: Coniophora puteana RWD-64-598 SS2
Lineage: Eukaryota; Fungi; Basidiomycota; Agaricomycetes; Boletales; Coniophoraceae
Exons: 3
Coding region: 19-987 (322 amino acids)
Source: RefSeq, a predicted model, not a curated record